AUGGCGGAGAAACCGCAACCGGUGCGAGUUUUGUACUGCGGCGUCUGCUCUCUCCCGCCGGAGUACUGUGAAUUUGGAUCCGAUUUUGAGAAGUGCAAGCCAUGGCUCGUCAAGAACGCACCCGACGUCUACCCUGAUCUUCUCAAAGAUGCUAAUGAAAACGACCUUGGCAAGGUUUCUGAACGUCUUCAAUCUGUCGGCAUCUCAAUCGAUGGCGCUGCUGAUGGGGCUGCCUCAUCUGUUCAAUCUGGAGAGACAUCAGCAUCGAAACCUGCAGAAGUUAAACGUCUUCCCGGAGGCAAAAUCAAAAAGAAAGAGAAGCAAGAAGUUGUAAUAGAGAAGAUUGUACGCAACAAGCGCAAAUGUAUUACCAUUAUUAAAGGAUUGGACCUCUUUGGAAUCAAGCUUAGUGAUGCUUCCAAAAAACUCGGAAAGAAGUUUGCUACUGGUGCAUCUGUUGUCAAGGGUCCAACUGACAAGGAGCAAAUUGAUGUUCAAGGAGACAUAGCUUAUGACGUCGUUGAAUUUAUCACAGACACAUGGCCUGAUGUGCCUGAAAGUGCAAUUACUCUUCGUUGA
Molecule: messenger RNA, 579 nt
Organism: Linum trigynum
Lineage: Eukaryota; Viridiplantae; Streptophyta; Magnoliopsida; Malpighiales; Linaceae
Source: the annotation of a GenBank genome assembly